GUGCCUGGCCACACCUCCACAGAUCUAAAAAGAAAGCCCAAAAGAAGAAUUUAGAUGAACCGAUAUCUAGAAAGUGACCUUCUAUCACUGGAUUGUCAGCAGGAAGACUUUACGGCUUCACCACCCUGCCAUAUAGCAGGGUUUCAGAGGCUACUCUGAAAGAAAGAAUGACAGCAUUGGCCCCCGGAGGAAAAGGUUUAGGUCCCAGGACCAUCCACUUCCUGAUGGAUGUUGGGGCGUGAAGGAGAGGGAACACCAUAUGAAGUUCAAUCCAGACAAGAAAGAGGACUAGCAUUGGCAUUAAACCGGAAGUGCUUGUCAUCAAACAUUGAAGAGAACUGCAAUCUUUUGAAUUUACUAAUUCCAAAUUGAGCUCUUCUGGUGAGUGGGAUACCCCGAGAUGUAGCCUGUCAGGCCCGAGGAGCACCAAGUAAGUGAGGUGGCAUAGCCAUAAAGAAUAUUGGACUUACGAAUGCUUUAAAGACCUGGAGUUUGGUCUGAACGCAGAUCGUCUGCCUGUGCUGUACUCUGUCAAUUUCUAAAAGCGUCUCACGAUGGCUGUGCUAACUUCACCGGAAGUAAAUUUGUCCUGUUGCCCCACCCUGGCGACCUUGGCUGGUGAUGAGGGAAUUCAAAGGAAAAAUAUGGGAUUUUCAGCAGAGGCAACUUGUACAGCAAAUUCCUUUUAGAGUUGGAGGCCAUGAUAAAUGGUUUAAAGAUCUGAGAACCAGGGGCUUGGCCAUUCUUCAUGGAUCCAACUAUGGUCAUGACUUCAUUAAAUGUUGGAGCAAAAGCCAGAUCUUCACAUGUGGCCAGUAAAAAUGAAGACUUCAACAGAGCACCUCCUGGCUCCCCUUCCCCCUCACACCUCCCAAGUGGGUUCAUCCCCCGGCAACCAAAAAUCAGCUACGGUGGCACCCUGAGAAAUCCAUCGCCUUCGCAGAGCUUCUUUAAGGAGGGCAGGGGCAGAAGGAGGAUCCUGCAAGGGCUCUGAAUCGAUUUGUUCCAAAGGCACCCGCUGGGACACGCAUCAAGUCUAACAAAGAGUUAAAUUGCCAACAUGGCUGAACCACAAUCAAUAUGAAUGAGGAAAAACAGCAAAGAAGGCCAUUUAUAUGCCGCAGCCACAAGCCUGGGAGGCUGUUCCUGAGUGGGCGGACACAGGCUCUGGCUGCAACAGGACCUGGGGGCUGUAUCCUAUGCUGGGAGGCUGAGACAGGGGUGCACUAAAGGGGCUUCUUUAACCUCCAGGUGAUGCAUUCUGGGUAGAAUUUGACAUAGCGACCCACCCUGUCUAUCCCUCCAGCUUCCCAGGUUUUGCAAUAAAAUGCACUUGUGCCUGUGGCUGGAAGGACUCAGCGCUGACACUGCCGAGACCCAUCCCAGUGUGACUUGCAGGAAGUGGUUGCCUGGAAUAUGAAGGCAGCCCUGUCCCCUGCUGGUAGCACAAAUCCUGUGAGGAGAGCGUCACAGAAUCAGAAGCCUCAAGGCAUCAGACCUGCCAGCACACUGGCAAGGUGUCACUGCCACUCCCAGCAAGAUAUUCCCUUUGGUGCCCAGCUGGUGUCCAGGAAACCACGGAGUUUGAAGUUCCAUCUGACACUGCCUCUAAGGAAAGCAGAAUAUUCACCAUCCUAGGGCAGCAUUUCCUGAAACCUAACACUCACCCUUGCCCUCUCCAGGUCGUGACAGCUCUGUUAGAAACCUGGGCCCCAGGAGACUGAGGUUGACUUCCAGCCGUGAAACACUUCACCAGCCUUCAGAAUGUCUUCUGUGUGGAAAGAGCAUCCAAGCCUGAGCAGUACCAAGCCACUUCCGGUUGUCAUAAUAGGGAAUGGCCCCUCUGGAAUCUGCCUGUCCUAUUUGCUCUCUGGCAACAUCCCAUAUGUCAGAAGAGAUGCCGUCCACCCACACCCGAUCCUACAGAAGAAACUUGAGGAAACACCAGAGGUCUCAAUCAUUGACCAGGACUUGGAGUACCUGUCAGAGGGUUUGGAAGGGCGAUGCUACAGCCCAGUGGCUCUUCUUUUUGACACCCUACUCCGCCCAGAUACAGAUAUAGGUGGAAAUGCAGAAUCUGUCCUCACCUGGUGGCACCAAGAAAGCAGGGCCAUCCCCCACCUGGUCCUGGGCAAAAACCUCCCUGGAGGAGCAUGGCAUUCCAUCGAGGGCUCGAUGAUCACACUAAGCCAAGGUGAGUGGAUGGGCCUCCCAGACCUUCAGUUCAAAGAUUGGAUGAAGAAGAAAAGACGAGGCUUCAGAAACAGUCGGGCCACGGCAGGGGACAUCGCUCACUACUACCAGAACUAUGUGAUGAAGAAGGGGCUAUGCCAUAACUUCCACUGUGGCAGCACAGUAACAGCUGUGAGGAGGGUUGGCCCCCGGCGGGAGCUGGGCUCCAGUCCUGACUGCUUCUCCGAUUGGAGCGCCCAGGAGCCGGCAGCCUGCCAGGCUACCCCAGACCGGCAGCUCUUCCAGGUGAGUGGAUUCAUGGCGGGGAGUGAUGGAAGUCAGCGGCCCUUCUCCAUCUCUGCUGAGAACGUGGUCCUGGCCACGGGGACGUACGACAGCCCAUCCUGGCUCGGCAUCUCCGGCGAAGAUCUUCCCUUCGUCCACCACGAGCUCUCCGUGCUGGAGACUUCCACCAAGGAUGGGACCUUGGACCAGACCUCGGACCCCGUCCUGAUUGUCGGGGCUGGGCUGUCUGCGGCCGACGCUGUUCUCUUUGCCCGGCACUGCAAUGUGCCCGUGAUCCACGCCUUCCGGAGGAAAGUGGAUGACCCUGGCCUCAUCUUCAACCAGCUCCCCAAGAUGAUGUACCCUGAGUACCACAAAGUCCACCAGAUGAUGCGGGAACAAUCCAUACUGACUCCGGGGUCGUACGAGGGUUACCUCAGCCUCCCGGAGCACCAGCUCCUCUUCUUCAAAGAUGACAAGAGGUGUGUGUUCCAGGAUGGCAGGGGGCAGCAAAAGGUCUUCAGCAUCUCCCUGGCUCUCCUCCUCAUCGGUUCCAACCCCAACCUCUCCUUCCUGCCCAACAAUGGAGCCAACCUGGCUGUGGACCCCCUAAAGCCUGUGAACCCCAAGAGGAACCCCAUCGAUGUUGCCCCCUUCACCUAUGAGUGCGUCCAGGAGCCAGGUCUCUAUGCUUUGGGGCCUCUGGCGGGCGACAACUUUGUGCGCUUUGUGCAAGGAGGUGCCCUGGCCGUGGCCAGUUCCUUGUUGAGGAGAGAAAAGAAAAAUCCCACUUAGUGUAGCACAUCCCUGUUCCGUCCCUCUCCCCCCCCCCGCCCCCCCCCCCAAAUCACAUCAACAAGCCGGCAAAGCCCAUUCUCCCAGAGGAGUAGAAGGGGGUCUGUUUGCCUGUCUGUAUGACUCGAGCUCUGCCUGUCAAACCAAAUGGGUUUGUUCACCAGGCCUGGUUUUCAGUGGAGCCGAUGCUGCUGGCGCUUUCCUUUGUGCGGCAGUAUGUUGAAUCUGAAGUGGGAGUCCAGUGGGUGCCGGGAAGUCAGGGAAGUGGAUUCUCGACUUCCUUUCUUUAAAAGUCGAAGCCUCCAUGUGGCUCCAGCCCUGCUCAUGGUGUCUAGGUGGGUGAGGGGACAAGUGACAAGGUGACCUAGGUCUGCUGCCUGGGCAUGUGGGUUGAAUGCACCCCCGUGUCCCAACCCAACCUCCCAGAAUUUGGGCCUAAUAUCACUAAUUGGCUCAAGGGAAAGGGGACUGAGAGUUCGAACCGCUGCUAGAACGUGUGCUGCAAGUUCUCAAUCUGAGGCUAGCCCUGUGAAAGAAUCGUAGCCCCUGCAGGAGUUUGCGCAAUCGUGGAUCCCACCUGGAAAUGGGAAGGAAUGGCUCUGGUCCACACAUCAUCAGGAUCAGGGUUCAUGCCUCCAAAUGGCAACGUUUACAAUAAAAAAUGACUUUGACAACCAU
Tachyglossus aculeatus (Australian echidna) is the source of this 3930-nucleotide messenger RNA. It is a transcript of the gene OSGIN1, whose product is annotated as oxidative stress induced growth inhibitor 1. The transcript is spliced from 17 exons. The record is from RefSeq and is a predicted model, not a curated record. Lineage: Eukaryota; Metazoa; Chordata; Mammalia; Monotremata; Tachyglossidae. Bases 1765 to 3252 code for a protein of 495 amino acids.